AUGAACUAUCUCAAGUUCGAGGUUUUCCCAUUCUCAGCAGAUUUCAAUCUAUCGGAUGAAUUCCUUCGCCUCGCGAUCGUCCAGGUCGAUCCAUUCAUAGACAAGAAGCGGAUUCAAAACUCCGUGAAGAUGUACGGGGCGCUCUCGCAGGCAGCGUCUGCGAUUCAAGCCAUGACCAAGCACAGAUUAGCCGUCGUUUCCGUUGAUGACGUUCCUUUCGGAAUAAAAUUGGAAAACGGAACCUUCCUAGGAAUCAUGGGAAUGUUCCAGCGAGGAGAAAUCGACGUCUUCAUGGGUCCUGCUCUGCAAAAUAACGACCGUUUCCCGAUCGUGGAAUCUUCGGUCCUCUCCGUCUCCACAUACAAUCUUUUGACGUGGUCCCCUGGAAAGAUGAUAGAUCCCUUCAACUUCGUGUCAGCCUUCGAUGCAGAAGUUUGGGCUUCCCUGAUGAUCACUUCCUUGCUGCUCGUGCUCUUCAGCUGGGUCGUUGACAGGUACAUGACGCCUUGGAGGACGGAGCCUCAACUGUCCUUGUCGUUCUACAUGUGGGAGUUUUUCACGUACUUCUUUCCUGAAUGCUCGAACGCACAACGAGCGAGCUGGUUCAGAAUGUGUCAGAUAGCUUUUUGGAUCGCUUUCUCUACUCUCUUCAUGAUAAACCUGAGCAGCGCUCUCACCUCAGCAAUGACGAUCAAGGACGCAGGAGAUACUGUGACGGAGUACGCCGACAUCCUUCGAUUUCCUAGAGCUCAGAUUUUCGCUGAAGCACAAUCGUGGCUGACGCAGAUCUUCACGCACCCUCAGAAUGAGCUCUAUCGGAAACUUAGUUCAAGACUGAGUCCUGUCCGCGGACUUCUGAGGAACAGAAGUAGGGCACACCAGGCUGUUGUCGCAACAGAAGCCAAGCAAGGAGUGAUCGUUGCGAGUCCGACACUGUGUAAAGCUCUCAUCCUGAACGAAAAAAUGGCAACGGGGAGGGUGUUGAUAUCAUCAGAAGCGUUCCUCCUCCAACAACACAUCAAGUGGACUCUCAGAGACGUGGAAGAAUGCCUCCGACAUUCGAAUGCAGAGGAUUGGCAGAAAAUAGAGUCGCUUUCAAUGACCGAUACACAAGGAUGUUUUUUCUUGUGGUCGAUAGGCUUAUCCGCGGCGACGGCGGUGUUCGCCAUCGAGAAAAUCUCGAAGCAAUCGGAGUGA
Galendromus occidentalis (western predatory mite) is the source of this 1197-nucleotide messenger RNA. RefSeq lists its product as uncharacterized. The record is from RefSeq and is a predicted model, not a curated record. Bases 1 to 1197 code for a protein of 398 amino acids. The transcript has 9 exons. Gene Ontology annotation, molecular function: ligand-gated monoatomic ion channel activity. Gene Ontology annotation, cellular component: membrane. NCBI's taxonomy places the organism in Eukaryota, Metazoa, Arthropoda, Arachnida, Mesostigmata, Phytoseiidae.